AUGUCUUUUUCACAUCGGUUCAUGGCCUUUUGGCUUCUCUUUACUUCAGUGGCCAAGGGCUUGGAUCUCAAUACCUUUACAGGCCAAGCUCAAGUCCUUGGUCGUCAGCGCGAGAUGAUCUUGAACCAGUAUAAAAGCGAUGGAACAGUGCAACCUAUGCGCAUGAUGGUGAAGCCAGAUACAGACGAUUCGGAUGGGAAAUGCACCAAAACAAAAGGCUGCAAGCUGGGUUGCUGCGGCCCUCUAAACAAGGAAGGGGUCGGCAUCUGCGGCACUGGUCCAAAGUUCUGUGGCAAAGACUGCACCUCUGAGUGUAGCUACAAGUCAGAAUGCGAUCAAGGUGGUUGGAGUCUCAAAUACUCCAAUUUUACUACCUGCCCACUCAAUGUCUGCUGUAGCGACUACGGUUUCUGCGGUACCUUAGCCAGCUAUUGUAAAGGCAGGACGGUGGCUUCACCCAAGUGCGACACAGCCAAGCACUCAUCAGAUAAGCGAACCAUCGGAUAUUAUGAGGGCUGGAACUACCAGAGGCCUUGCGGUAACAUGGAGCCUGAAGACAUUCCCUUCGGAUAUUACACGCAUAUCGACUUUGCUUUUGCACUUGUCAACCCUGACACAUAUCGACUUGAUCCAAUGGAUGCAGGAACAGCUUCUCACUACGGGAGGGUCUCCGCACUGAAGGAGCAGCAGAAUGAUCUCGAGGUCUGGAUUGCCAUUGGAGGAUGGGCCAUGAACGAUCCCGGAAAGUAUCGAACUGUGUUCUACGACUGGGCAAAAUCGGAGAAGAGCCCGGCCGCGGAAGAUCGAGGUGGUGUUGAAGAGGACUUUGAGAACUACGUCAACCUUUUGGCUCGCCUGAGGAAGCGACUAAAUGCCUCCGGUCGCAAAUAUGGUCUGACCUUGAAUUUGCCCGCUUCUUAUUGGUGCCUCAAGGGAUUUGACAUCGUCAACAUGGAGAAGUACCUUGACUGGUUUAAUAUCAUGAAAUACGAUAUCCAUGGUGUUUGGGAUGAGAACAUCGAGUCCCUAGGCCCCUACGCACAUGCGCAUAUCAACCUCACCGAGAUCCAGCAAGUUCUGGAGCUUCUGUGGAGAAACAACAUCAAUCCUGAGCGAGUAGUUAUGGGACUGGGUUUCUAUGGUCGAAGUUUUACUGUGAAGAGCUCCAAUUGCCUUGACUCUGGCUGUGAGUUUAGCUCAGGUGCUAAAGGCGGUGAAUGCACUGGGACCAAGGGUGUUCUAUCCGCGAGCGAGAUCAAUAAGAUCGUUAAGAACGGAGGCAAGAUGAAGCUCGACAAAGAAACUGCCGUCCAGAUUGUUACUUAG
Molecule: messenger RNA, 1326 nt
Organism: Fusarium odoratissimum NRRL 54006
Lineage: Eukaryota; Fungi; Ascomycota; Sordariomycetes; Hypocreales; Nectriaceae
Exons: 6
Coding region: 1-1326 (441 amino acids)
Biological process (GO): carbohydrate metabolic process
Molecular function (GO): chitin binding
Source: RefSeq, a predicted model, not a curated record